AUGUUACAAUAGAAAAGGAAGAAGUCAAGAAUAACCAAGAAUUUGGAACCUCUGAUAUAAAGUUUAAAAUCAUUUAGAGCAGAUUAACCAGAGACAUAAUUAACAAUUGAAGAAUUAGAUAACUUUUUACAAACCUUUAAUAUUUUGACAAGUUCUUAGGUUGUUGAAUGUAAUCUCAAAGAUUUAGAUCUUUAGAUUAGAGAUAUUAAAUUAAAAAUCCAUUAUGAAGAGGACACCUUAUUUUCAUUAAAUAAACAAAUACAUUAAACUUUUAGAAGGGGUUUGGCUUAUGUAAACUAUGGUUAAGGUUGGAAAAUAUUAAGAAAAGGGUAAAAGAAGUUCUUUGAUUUGUACUUUGAAGAUAUUUAAGGGAAAGGUGGUGAAUUUUGUAACACGAUUAAUUAUUACAAUAUUGGCAGAGCUCAAGAGCUAGCUUAAUAAAAUAAAUAAAUUAAAAUCUAUAUUUCAGAAAAAGCAAAUGGGGAAAACUGUUAGAUUUCAUAUUGCAAGGAUAUUGAUAGUUGGAGUGUUUCAUCAAAGAACAAAACUCUUGUACUUAGAAAUGAAAAUGAUCUAGAAGCUUAAUGUUAUUAGAACAAUUCAUAUCUAGUGGCAUUAAUGAUUGCAAAAUAAUGGUUCAAAGAAUUAAAACAGUUAAAUUAACCAAUAGAAGGAUUAAAAAAUAUAUUGUAAGAUCAUACAUUUAUUGGAGAAUUUUGUGGCCAUGUUUAACUGUAACACUUAAUCAGAUAUGAUGAAGUCUAAAUAAGAUUUUUCUCAAUUGUGAAAAAAAAUGGAACUGAAACUUGUUUAUCACCUAAGUUUUCUCAAUAAAUCUUUGAUAAUUUACAAUUAAAGACUGUAAAAUUUAGAGAAAUCGUUGCUAAUGGAAUUGAGGAUUUAAAAAUGAAAAUGCUUCAAUUAUCAAACGAAAUAGCUAAAAUGAGUUUAAAGGAGAUGGGGGAAGGAUCAGUAUUGUAUUUUUGCAACGCAGAGAAUGAUGAAUGUUUAUCCUUAGCAAAAUUAAAAACAAUUGAAUAUCGAAUUAUUCGAAAAAUAAGAGAAAAAAUGAAGUCGUUGGUUUAUAAAAAAGUUGACAAUAAAACUUGUUUGAAUAAGUUUAUCUCUGAGUGCAAAAAGUUCCCUUACUUCAAUGAUCCAGAAUUUUAGUAAGCUUAUUACAUAGAAUUGUGCACUAAAUUAUUGAGUUUUGGUUAAUUUUUAAUAAAAGAAUUAAAGGAUGAGAAGAUUUACAAAAGUGUUUUCAAUAAAAUUAAAUAAAGCUUUUUGGAUUUUCUUGAUUUGAUUAAAUAAAAUGCUCCUUUUGAUUUUAUACUCAAUCAUUUUGUAAAGAUAAAAUAAUUCGAUGUUGAAGAACUUCAAGAAAUUGAAAAUGAUGACGACGAUUUAGAAUGA
Molecule: messenger RNA, 1416 nt
Organism: Paramecium tetraurelia
Lineage: Eukaryota; Ciliophora; Oligohymenophorea; Peniculida; Parameciidae
Exons: 4
Source: RefSeq, a predicted model, not a curated record